AUGCCAAUCUUUUUGCUUCUUUUCAUGGUUCUUUCAAUCGAUUGUCAACUAUAUCCACGAUUUCCAAAAGAUCCCAAACUUCUCGCCGAAUUAAAUGACUUUGAGCUGAGAUUAUUGCGAGAUUUUUCGAGAGGACGGGGACGACCACUUCGAGUCGAAUCAGAUUCCGUAGACGAUUUUCUUUUUCCAAAAGAAGUAGAAGAAAAGAAAGCCUCGAAUGAGGAGAGAUUUUUGCCACGAGAGCUCGCUCGAUCCAUGUUCAGCACCGAUCGAUCGCCCGACGAUGGAGUAAUCGCUUUUGAGGCGUUGACCCCGAGAAUUGGAACGAGUGAAUUCAUUUCACCAACGGAUAAAGCAAACAAUUUUUUGACGUUAAGCGAGCCACAGAGACGAGAGUUCACGCAUCAAUCGUUAAAACCUGUUCCCGAAUUGUUGCCACCCGAUGGAGUCCGCAUUCGACCGAAAUCAAUCGAAAAACAUUCAAAUUUGUUGAAAGAGCAAAUAAGAGAGCCCGAUCGAGAGACUUUCAAAGAAUAUGCAACAAUUAUACAACAAUUGAUUAAUCUCAAAAAAGCCUCAAAAUUUGAUUCAACUAGCACUGAAGAGCCGCUCAUUCCACUCACCGCCUCGCAACAACUCACGAAAGUGAGAAAGCAAAGACUCUAUCCAGCAAAUAUUCAACCAAUUCAUCCAAUUCGAACUGAUCAAAGAAAUCAACACAAUGCUAUUUUGGCAGCUCCGAAUCGUCCCGCGAACACAUGGCAACCAGUGGACGGAUCGACAAAUUUGGAAGAUGGUGAAGAUUGGGAAACGAAAAUGCACGAAUUGUCUGAACAACUCCAUACCCUGUUAGCGCAAAUCAAGGAAACGAAAAAGAAAUCAAAGAAGAUUGAUGUGAAAAAGAUUCGACCACGAGUGACAGUGCUGAGAAAUGGAUCAGCUGAACAAACGAGUGAUAACGAGUACUUGUUUGUCGCGUCGAUCACUUUGAUUCAAGAUGAAGGGCGGAAUAUUCUAGUGGACACUGGGUUGGGCACUGAUGUGAGGGGAAGAGCGGAGCUGUUGGGCAAACUCGGUGAACUCGGCCUUUCACCUUCACAAAUCCAAAUCGUCAUCUCAACGCACGGUCAUCCAGAUCACAAUGGAGGAAUCGGGAAUUUCCCUGAUGCCAUUCACUAUCAUGGAUGGUUCAUUCAUCAGCACAAUAUCUUUAAUUUGAGUCAUUUAUUUGAGGGUGAUCGUCAACAAUUGACUGAGAAUGUUCACCUAAUCAAAACACCCGGUCACACCUCGGAUGACAUUUCAGUGGUGGUGAAAAACGUGGAACGAUUUGGGAAUGUUACUGUGACUGGCGAUGUUUUCAUUCGAAGCGAAGACACAGAUCAUCCAAUCAUGUGGCGACCGCUUUCUUUCAAUGAAACUCAACAAAAUAUCUCGAGACGUUACCUUUUGUGUACCUCAAAUUAUUUGAUUCCUGGCCAUGGACCUGGGUUCUUUGUCACUCGACAAAUGAGAGCCAAAUUCGGAUGUAAU
Mesorhabditis belari is the source of this 1533-nucleotide messenger RNA. Lineage: Eukaryota; Metazoa; Nematoda; Chromadorea; Rhabditida; Rhabditidae. The record is from the annotation of a GenBank genome assembly.